Messenger RNA from Mya arenaria, 4547 nucleotides. RefSeq lists its product as uncharacterized. Gene Ontology annotation, molecular function: protein binding. Gene Ontology annotation, cellular component: SCF ubiquitin ligase complex. The record is from RefSeq and is a predicted model, not a curated record. The transcript has 3 exons. Gene Ontology annotation, biological process: SCF-dependent proteasomal ubiquitin-dependent protein catabolic process. Lineage: Eukaryota; Metazoa; Mollusca; Bivalvia; Myida; Myidae. The coding region runs from base 660 to 3947 and encodes 1095 amino acids.
ACAGGUGAAAGAAUAGGGAACAAUUUCAGAUCUGAUACAUGUAGAAAUUAUAAGCUUAAGUGCUGUUUAAACAGUUGUAUAAUGCAGUGUAGCCUGCGCUUUGAGCUUUCUUUAUUCACUACCGGGAUAUGAAGUUGGAUGGAUUUAAUUACCUCGAUGUAUUAUAAAUGCUAGUUUGAAAGUUGAAUAAUAUCAUUUGAGAAAAUGGUUGUAUAUGAAACAUGCGCGUUAUCUGAUUCAUGAUAUUGUGGUUAUUGGGCUUAUCGUAAUAAAUUGUCAUGAAUGUAUUGUGCAAUGAGUUUUAAUCGAUAAUGAAGAAAAUGACAGGCGAUAACGAUAAGCUAAUGCAAAUAGAAAUUUAAAUAAGUCUCUUUCGAGAAAUCUAAUGUAUCCGUCUGAAAGGACAGCCUUCAUUUGUUUUCUUGCGAUGAUCCCCUCGCUGUAUGGAUUAACUUCAUUCAGGUGAAUAAAAUGGAAUACAGCCGGAAUACAACUGCGUGCUUGAGGUGAUCAAUACUUACUGAGUGAGUUAAGCAUGUGAAACUGUAAUAAGCUGAUGUGGAAACUGACAUUUAUAAAAUAGAUAUUAUCAUAUCAUGGAUAUUUCAUAUGGAUAAGGAUACUCCGAUUCACCGCGAUUUCGCCGACUUCCGGUGAUAAUGUACCAUGCUCGCCCCGUGGUGACGGACCCAGGCCCCCCGGCGUGUUUCUGUACCACCCACACAGCCGCUUGCUUCACCAGUAACGGGCAUCGCGAGCCAGUUGGGUCCCCGGAUGUUACACGCAACACUGGCGGUCGUGGUUCCCAGUUUGAGUCGGGGUCCCAUGCUGGGAAACAACACCAAGAUGGAACCGAGGCCGGGUACCAACGACGGGGCUCAUGGGGUAACAAUGUCAGACAGAGAAUGGCAAAUUUUGAGCCAAGCGGGAAACCAAGUCCUCGUGAAAACCUGUUUUCUGAAGAGUCUCGUCAGAAUGAAGGUGAUUCUAUUCAGCCAAGUAGCUCCUUCAGAAGUAGAAGUACCGAAAAACCGGGGUUUUGUGGUGAUAGGUCGACUACAAGAUACUCGAAGUCAUCGAGUGAUUUGUCACGGCGAUGUAAUCAUUUCUACAGUGAAGAUGAUAAUCGAACAAUUGACACUGAACGUACACAUGUCAUUGGACGUGCGCGUGACAAUGAAAGGAACAACACCGGCCUCCAAAAUGAGCAGGGCAAUUAUAUUGAAUCCUUAUUGUUAUCACAUCGACGAAGAAAAUCCAGAAAUCCAUCACAGGCAAGACAUAGACAAAACAAUUCCAACGUGUCAGCUGGAGAUUCGACCAUGCAAAACACACCUGUGAAACACCCUCCCAGUAAACAUGUAGGUUUCUAUGACGAGAGCGUUGUAAGCUCAGAUACCGAAGUUCUUCAUCAGUAUGAGAGAGCCAGGGUCAUUUCCAGCCGUGUUCAUAGCCCCAGAAGUGAACAGAACUAUCACAUCAAUCCAGCAUACCAAGGUGAAGGUCAACAAGCUAAUAUAGAAAAUACUCAAGUUUACUCUGACAACGAAUCCAGUGGUCACAGACAAGUAAGACCCCCUAUUUCGAAGUCACCAGCUUCAAGCAAAAGUGUGGAAAACGUAAAUAGGAAUGAUCAAAAAGUAACGAUUAAGGCGGAGAUUCAUGAACACUUCGAAUCUCGGAAAAAUAGUUCAGCAAAUGUGGCACGUUGGGCUGAGAACAAUAGACACUUUGACGUCUUGCAUAGUCCGUCUAAACUUCUUCCGGAUAAACCUAAAGUGCCUAUUCUAAAACAUAUGAACAAUAGCAAAGAAUUCAGUAUUAAGAAUUCUCAGGGUAAAAUAUAUUCUGAAAACACUGACAGGAGUGUACACAGUGGUCGGGAUGUUUCCAUAGUGCCGGCAAAGGAACUAUCAAAGUCACUAGACAACUUGCGAUUUUCUCAAAAUGAACUUCAGUUGAGCCAUCAGGAUGACUGGAAAACAUUGUCAAAUAGUGCUCUUUCCCAGAAUGUUUCCCUUGACGCGUUUGAAGACCAAGAAGACAUGUUCGCGACAAUUAACAAUGUAAGUGCUUUUGUUAUGCGUCCCGGGACAAACAAAGGGCAGGACAUGUCAGAGUUUAAAGAUUUUGCUCCAGAAUUAAGUGUUGUUUCGAAUACGGAUACAGAACCGCCCAAUUCAGAUCCGGACUUAAUACGUCACGAAUCGUCGUAUUUAGACAAAACGUCUUCGAAGCCUCAGAGUCAGGACAAAACGUCCACAGACUGGGAUGGCGUUGUUCAAGAUCUCUUUUACAAUCUAGACAACGUGGACCUCAAAACAGAUCCGUUGAUAGCGGAGCACAACCAUGACUCAUCCUCCGGGAUAGCCUCUGACGUCACGAGUUCUCACAACCAAUCAACGACGAGAAUGUCUACAUUCAAGGGCGACAGCUCGUCAGUGUCGUCUGCUGACCACCGGUUCUCGGACUCGUCUUUUGACCGACAGUUUUCCGAUUCUUCGCUAUCCACAGACCGACCGUACGUCAAGAAACGUCAGGGGGACGGAAAAUUCCCCUGGGCGUACACACAUGGCGCGAAAGUUGCUCAGCAGAACAAGGCGAAUAGAGAACGCGUGCCGUUGUCGUCUGAUUCGAGCAGUGUAAACUCAGAUUACCCCACCCCCGUUAUUCAUACGACCCAGCCUCCAUCCUAUGAAUACCACAUGCAGCUACAGAAACAGAAGCAUUUCAUCCACAAUAAUUAUGAAGUACAAGACACCGACAGACUUAUGUUGACCUCUAGUAAAGUGAAAUACAAAGUGAGACCUUCACCUUUUGACCUGAUGACUGAUGACGUCAUCGUGAAAAUCUUCUCAAGCUUGCCAACUGACCAACUUUGUCGCUGUUCGUGUGUCUCUCAGAGAUGGUACCGACUGGCAUGGGACCCUUUAUUGUGGAAGAAAAUUGCUAUAAAUAGCGAAAGUGUUCAUAUAGACCAUGCCUUAAGGUAUUUGACUAAACGGUUGAGUUACAAUACCCCUACUGUGUGUGUUAUAGUGGAAAGGAUUAAUUUGAACGGUUGUGAAAAACUGACAGACAAGGGCCUACAUGCAAUAGCCAAGAGUUGUCCAGAGUUACGGCACUUGGAAAUCCAGGGAUGCGCUAACGUCACGAACGCUGCUCUAUUCGAAGUGGUGUCCUACUGCGUCAACUUGGAAUAUCUAGACGUCACUGGCUGCCCGUGCGUCACGUGCAUCCGGCUGACGGACAAGCUGCUAGCCCAGGCGACGGCGCCCCACCUCCGCCAGAUCUACCUCCGCUACCUUGACCUCACGGAUUGCUCCGCCCUGGACGACGCCGGUCUCGUCACCGUGUCCUCCUACUGUACGCAACUGCAGUACCUCUUCCUGCGGCGUUGCGUGCGCAUCGGAGACCAGGGCGUGGAGGCCGUGUGUAACAACUGUUCCAACCUCCGAGAACUCAGCGUCAGUGACUGCAAGCGUCUAACGGACUAUGGCGCCAGUGAGAUUUCUAAACUAAGUGAGAAUUUGCGGUACCUCAGUGUGGCUAAGUGCGAAAAGGUUUCGGACGUUGCUAUUAUUCAAAUCGCGCGUGGAUGCCGGAAGUUACGGUAUUUAAAUGUUCGGGGAUGUGAGGCGGUUUCGGACGACUCAUUGGAUACAAUUGCAAGAAAUCUUACCCGCCUCAAGUCAUUAGACAUAGGGAAAUGUGAUAUUACUGACGAAGGGCUGGUGGCCCUUGGCUAUUGUAGCCAGCUACGGAAGCUUAGUGUUAAGUCAUGUGACGCUAUUACGGACCUGGGUAUCGUUACCAUAGCUCAACAUUGCCAUAAACUGCAGCAGCUGAACAUUCAGGAUUGUCACGUGACGUUGGAAGCCUAUAGAACCGUGAAAAAACACUGCAAGCGGUGUCUGAUCGAACACACAAACCCUGGCUUCUGUUAGCAUAACUCUGCGCAGGGGUUACCCCCCUUACAGUACUACAGUACUAGAAGAAAGCUACCAGCUAACAUCAUAAGGUGUUCAAGAACAUAUUUUUAAAGAGAAAUGCUCGAGACAUUAUUGAGGUAUUCUUUGUUCAAUGACAGUAUUAGUGCCAAAUCCAUGAAGUGUUAUUCCAUUAUGUUAUUUAUGUUCAUAUAGUUUCCAUUUAUUCUUACCCCCUUGUUUGUUAUUAUAGAUGCAUAUAAAACUAUUGUUUGGAAGUGCUACAUGUCCUGAUAUUAACGGUUAUUAUUCACAUACCAGGUUAACACGGACAUAUUUGUUAUACACUAAUUGAACUGAAUAUUUCUCAAUCCAAUGAUCGAUUCGGAAUCCACAAAAAAUAAACUAAUUUAUUUUGUGAUAUAAAUAUUUUAUUAUAAACUAUACACCCCACGUGAUACAGCUGGAAACAUUCCAUUACGAAACUUUUAUACACAUUCAUUAUUCAUGUUCACUUUGUUCCGUUUUCAUUCUUUGUUACCAUUGUGAUAUGUUUAGGAAUUAUUUUAAAAUAUAAAUAUAAUAUUUCAAAAAAAUAAAAAUAAAAGAUGAAACACA